AGGCAGGCUCAGCUCACAGAACAGGGAACUGCGGCUGCAGAGUGACUGUGACUGGCUUUUCCUUUGGACCUGCCUGGGCUUGUUUCAAGGGGUCCCGGUGAUCCAGGGGCCGCUCUGCCGCACAAGGAGCCCGGACAGCAGCAUCAGGCUUCAGGGACAGUGCGCAGGACCUGCCGGAGCUGUUCCCUUCAUCAUGAACCGCCUGGGGGUCCGGGACUCCGGCUAGGGGCACAGAGACCAGAGACACGAUUGCCCCUUGGACCCCAUCUGUGACAGCCUCCCUACAGUGCAGACAGACAGGGGGCAGUGUGGCUCCCCCACAUUAGCCCGAAAACUGUCACUGGAUACUUCUUUUUAUGUCCCUGUUUCUUUUUUUUUUCUUUAUAUUCCAUUUCUCAGUUCCGAUAUUAACCCUCACACCCUUUUGCACCAUUACUGGCAGUGCCCCUCCAGCCUGGCUGCUGGUGUAUAUUGUAGUCUGCUGUAAUUACCCUGUCAUCCACUUGUAAUAAAGACCUCUGGAUCUCCUGCCUGAUAACUUUGCACCUGUUAGACAAGUGACAAUGACACCACUGGCGUUCUGCCCCCUUCUGCUGGUACUGCUCCUACAGCAUGGAACUGGCACCCAUGGCAGUAUCACACUGGAAACCCUCCCUAGUGAUGUGAAGCAAGUCACCUGUACAGGGGAUCUGCUUUGUGAAUCCAAAGGUCUGUGGUGCAUGCCUGGGGACUUACACGUAGCAAAAUAUCCUGUUCUGGUACCAACCAAUAUCAGCUCCAAAACCGUGAAGAACUGCACUGUAAAAGGUUGCUCGCUCUGUCUGCAGGUGACAAUGGACAUAUCUGUGGCUUUUAUAUCAGAGGGAGCAGAAAAUUUGGGAUCUGGUAGCUGCGACCACAGUGACGAUUAUUACUAUCAAUAUUUCGAUAGUUACGAGUUUCCUGAAAGUGAAGAAGAGGAGGAAGACGAGACAACAGCAGUUAAUCUUAAUUUGGUGCUUAACAAUUCCAAAAACGGCUCCGUCCUCUGUGCUAACCUGUAUAUCUCACAGUCCAUGCCCAGCAGCCUUGACUGUUAUGAGGUGAAGGUUUCGCUGCCCCUGUCUUCUGUCCCACAAAGAUUGAACACAGACAGUGUGAUAGUGGGUUCUCUGGUGUAUAACUGUUUUCAGGCAAGUCCUGGCGGCGACAUGACUAUAAUGUCAUAUACGGUCCCGAGGUACUUCGAUGUGAUUAACGUGACCCAUGAUUUUCCAGAGUGCACAGAGCUGGACCCAGACGAGAACGUGCUGGAGUGUCAAGCUCCCACUAUGAACAUGGUUGUUGGUGAUCCGAUUUCUAUAGGUAUAACCAACGCUACAGACGAUCUGAAUGUCACAUUAAGGCGAUUUUAUAACUCCGUAUUCAACGCAAAUGGUACUGCCAUUAUUCUAAGUAGAAACCAGCGUUAUAGUUUUCCAAAAUCAGACAUUGUCCCUUGUUUAUGUUUUCAGGCUUAUUAUUCUUUUUGGCAUGAUGCUGUCAGAACCUUACGGUGUCCGUUCACAAACUAUUCGGAAGAGCUAACGCUGCGUAGAAGUAGCCUCACAGUGACACUGGAGGAUAAUAAAUUGUUCUACGAACUGUCUGCUCCUUGUAAUGUAACGGCUGAAUUUUCACUGUGCUGGAGAUCCAGCGACCAUUCAAAGUGCACAGAGAUUCCGCACUCCAGGAAAACGUUUAUGAAUGAGCAAAAGGAAGCUAUUGAGUUGGAGCUGGUAGACCCAUCCAUCUGUGUCCAGGUGUCGGUCAAAGGGAAAGUCUUGCACGCUAACUGCUCACUGUAUGAGGGGACCCGACAGAAGAGUAAGGAAGAGGCCAUUGUACAUGUCUCACAUCACAAAAGUACCAUUUCUCUCUGCCUAGUUCAGGAGAACGGCUGCACAAUUUUGUACAACACAACGCAUCAGCCUUCGAGAGCCGCCUUUUUUCCUGGACAUAUUGGGACAGCAAAUACCCCUAAGGAGGGCACCGGAGCCAGUAUCCAGAUGGGAGAGAUGAGAAGAGGCUCUGGAUUCCUAGAGAAGAUGAUAGUGGAGGACGUUAUGUCUGAGAAGUGUAGGAAGAUCUGGAAGUCUGGUCAAGAUGGUUAUGUCUACGUCUGCUCUCUGGAUAAGUAUAUGAGAUCGCGAUGGAAUUGGUCCCGGGUGCUGAGCCUGAUAGCCAUAGCCUGCGUGUUGCUGAUUCUGCUCCUGAAUAACCGGCAUCUGAAAAAAUGGAUAAAGUCAAUGACUGAGGAAAAAUCCCUUGGUGACAUUUUUGGAGAUCGAAGGGUGCUGAUUCUCUACUCACCAGACAGCCCAGCCUACGUGGACCUAGUCCAGGCGUUUGCCUCCUCCCUGAGAGAGCUUAAGUUGGACGUGGUAUUGGAUCUGUGGCACCACGUCGAAAUGAGUAAAAUGAACCCUCUGCCGUGGUACCACCGGCAAAAAUCUCUUGUUUCUGAGAAGAAAGGGUUAAUAAUCCUGCUGUUUUCCACAGGAGCCCAGGAGAGAUAUAGAGCCUGGGAGGAAGAGAAACGACAUCAGGUUAACGAUUGGGAUCCCUAUAGUUCAUUUGGAGCUGUGCUGAAUUGUGUACAUUCUGACUUUGAUGUUGGGGCUGCCAAAGGACUCUACGUGGUGGCCUACUUUGAUGUCUUCAGCCAAAACGUUAUCCCUCAGCCGUUUACGUCUGUCCCUGCUUAUACACUGCCUUUAUACCUUGUAAAAUUAUUACGUGAGCUUGCGGGGGACUCCGUAAAAAAGCUUGGCAGGAAACAAGUUAAGCGACUGUCUGCUGAAAUCAGUGACAGACUGCAGACACCAAUGAAGGUGUUCCAGCACUCCAUGUUUAGGCAGACAGACAUAAGUCAGACUAGCAGUGACACUUCAGAAUCUGUGGCUUCUGAUGGGACAGUGGCGGUGGAGUUACGACCCCUCAUGAAUAUAUGACUGGAAAGGCAUUUGGACUGUGCUGUGUGCAUUCACCAGACUGGAAGGCGCUGUAGCAGAGAACUCGAGGGCAAACCUUAUGUCGAAGUGGGCAACAGUGUUUACUAAUGAUACCGAAGAAAUUAACCUAUGAUUCGGAAAUGGGCAUUAUGUGUCUUGAGUAAUCAAGUACAGCACAUUUAAACCUCCAGUCCUACAGAGACUUAUUUUUGGUUUACUGUCAUUUAAACAGCAAGUUUUGUAUCUCUGUAAUAUGCAGCUGAUCUUCGUGUUGGUCUUGGUCAUUUUCCUAGGAUGUCCUCCUAUAGUUCAGUGUUCCCCUUGCACAAUCGCCCCGUAGGAAGGCUAUGGAUAUGGUUGCCAUUGCAAAAAAAGUAGUGUCUUUUGGCUAGAAGUAUUUGGUUUCUUCUCUCUGCCUCUUUUCAUGAGGAGAGUGUUACCGAAUCACUCAGUCAGAGUCAGUCAGACACCGAGUCCCUCAAUGGUCACCUGAUGGCAGAUGAAGGAGGGGGGGGAGGGAUUAUACAUAAUGAGAAAAAAGGCAUUCUGUCAAUACAUAUUACAAUAUGAUGUGACAGUGGUUGCCAUGGUAAUAACAGCUGGGAAACUGUAAACCAUUAACAGCUGCUUGAUGGAAAAAAUGUAAAAAGUAAUUUACAGUAUGCUAAAAAAAAUCAGACGACACAUUGAUGUAACUUACAUUUAUUAACGUGUACAUUGUACACUUAACUUGCAGAGUUAGUUUAGAAUUACAUAAACAUUUACCCUGUUUAAAAAUAGAACUUCUUAUUAGAAUUUAAUUGGUGUGGGGCUUCCUGUAUUCCAUAGAUAUCAUCAUGCUGCUUGUCUCAGUGACCUACUGGCCUUGCAUACCAAAGAUGGGUAACGUGAUGGAGGAUGAAUGGAUUGGUGGGAACUGACUUGAAUAUUUCUCCUAGCUUGGGAAGCUGGGCAGGCCAAAAUGACUUUAUUCAUCAAUAAAACUGUCGGGUUCAGCUGUUCAGUCGUCGUUCACCACUAGGACCUCUAUGGUCACCCUCUUUUUCCGGCAGGCUUGGCCGCUGAGUGAAAGGCAGUAGGGAUUACCAGAUUCCAGCACACUGUAGUAAACUUCACACCUCUUGAAUUCUCAGAGGUUCAAGAAAAGCAGAAAUUCCAUUGUACUAAGAGACACCAGCAACUUCAGAUUUGCCACUUUGUCCAUUUGUCACUUAAAUAAGCACCUCCUUUCACUUCGCUCAAAUUAAACGCACCUGUAUUUGUAAUCCCUAAUGUAAAAGCUCCACUUGGCGGCUCUAUCAUAUCAUCCAUGUGCCACUUAUUCCUUUUACUGCAUGGGAAGCAGAUAUACUGUAGGAACUCCUCUUGAUGUGGAACUGUGGGCUAACUGGGGGCUUGACCUCUGGCAUACCAGAGUUUCUUAGUGUUCAAUAAGUGUAUCUGUAAAAUAAGCUCAUGUGGCAGAUUUUACUAUCCUGCAGCUCCCCUUCACCCAAAGUAAAAUCCGCUACACUGUGACUGUCAGUGACUUCCUAUUGGAAGUCCUACCUGUCAGUCAUAGACUCCACAGGCAGUCACAUUGGGAGGUGUUUCCUCCUCUGGGACUACCAGACCGGGCAGCGAUAAGCAGAGAGCUGGCUUCCUGUAGGAAGCCACUCCCUGCCUUUUGCGCAGCCCAAUACGGCUUCUGUGGGCUGCAGCCGAUGCAGUCCAUAGAAGCUGGGGGUUUGCACAGCACAAGGGGCACAGGCAUGCCUCUGAUGGACCAGGCCAUGCCACAUUUGGGCAUUUUUUUAAAGACAAAUCCCAAUUUUUAUGGCACUGCAACAACUUUCUUCAUCCCUUCCUACGCAGCCGCUCCUUAUUUCCUCUCUUGAUCGUUAUAUGUCUAUUUCCCCUGCACACAUGCAAUACAUGUUAUACCAUGUUGCCACGGACAUGUCGCCCGUAGAUUGUUGUAAGCUAUCCUGUUAAGUAAAUUGUACGUAUGGUUACUUCAUUGAAGGGUCUAUGUACUAAGCCUUGGAGAGAAAUAAAGUGCCAGCCAAUCAGCUCCUAUCUGUCAUGUUACAGGCUGUGUUUGAAAGGUUUGGUACAUUUCCCACUUAGCAUUCUAUGUACUAAGCCCUGGAGAGUGAUAAAGUGAAGAGAGAUAAAGUACCAGCCAAUCAGCUCAUAACUGUCAUUUUUCAAAUACAGCCUGUAAAAUGGCAGUUAGGAGCUGAUUGGUUGGUACUUUAACUCCAUCCAAAUAGACCCCUUAAUUGCUUAUAUUUUAUUCAUAAUGUCUUUUGCACAAUUCAUGUUUUCUCAGAUCUGCAUUUUACUAUUUUAUUUUGACUGCUGUUUCAUACAAAUUUAAAAGAUAUUUAAAUGAGAGAAAAAGGGGGCGUUUACAUAGAAAAGGGGCAGCCACAUUGUGGGCUGAAGAAAUACUCAAUUACUAGUUUCUGAACAUCUUUGAGGCAUCAGGCAUAACAAGCCUCAUGCCUCAGUGAUUUCACAAGUCUGUUAUAAUUGUAUUUGCUUCUUGCUGAUGAGUAUUGAUUCUGCCCACAAAAUGGCCGCCCCACUGUAUAUUGAUAAGGGCCACAGCUUAGGACUUAUUUAUGCGCUGAUAUUCAGCGCUAUUCUCAUUUAUCUAGUUAUGUCAGUUUCUGUGAAACGAUCUGCAUAUUAUUUGCUUGAAUUUUCACACAUCUGUGAAUGGAAUUACUAUGACUACAAGUCUUUUUUGCGUUUCUUAUGUGGCAUGAAUAUAGUUAAACAUGUUUGAUUGUUAUUCAAGGCUAACUGGGCAUCUGUAACUCCAUUUUGUGACACAUGAAAUUUGUAACUUAAUUUGUUUGGAUGAUGAAGAAUUAGAAAAUAUUUUAGAUGUGUUUCAAAGCAAAUGA
Pseudophryne corroboree (corroboree frog) is the source of this 5869-nucleotide messenger RNA. It is a transcript of the gene IL17RC, whose product is annotated as interleukin 17 receptor C. The transcript is spliced from 20 exons. Gene Ontology annotation, molecular function: interleukin-17 receptor activity. The record is from RefSeq and is a predicted model, not a curated record. The coding region runs from base 564 to 2972 and encodes 802 amino acids. Lineage: Eukaryota; Metazoa; Chordata; Amphibia; Anura; Myobatrachidae.